Solanum tuberosum (potato) is the source of this 897-nucleotide messenger RNA. RefSeq lists its product as uncharacterized. Gene Ontology annotation, molecular function: zinc ion binding. NCBI's taxonomy places the organism in Eukaryota, Viridiplantae, Streptophyta, Magnoliopsida, Solanales, Solanaceae. The coding region runs from base 1 to 897 and encodes 298 amino acids. The transcript has a single exon. The record is from RefSeq and is a predicted model, not a curated record.
AUGGCUGAAUGUUUCAAUUCAUGGAUAUUAGCAGCAAGGCAUAAGACUAUAAUUACAAUGCUUGAAGAAAUUAGGGUAAAAAUGAUGAAAAGAAUAGGGCAGAUGAGAGAGUUUUGCAAUACUUGGAUCUGUGACAUUUCUCCAAUGGCAAUGAAGGUUCUACAAGAUAACACAGUUAAGUCUAUGAAAUGCAACAUUGAAUGGAAUUCAGAUACAUGGUAUGAGGUACUUCAUGGACCAUACAGACAUAUUGUAGAUAUUCAAAGGCAAACAUGUAGUUGUAGAGCAUGGAUGUUGGAAGGCAUAUCAUGUCCUCAUGCAAUAGCUGCUCUUCACCAUAGAAAAUUGGACCCAAUCAACUACAUUUCUCAAUGGUAUAACAGAGAAAUAUACAUGAAGACAUACAACUACUUCAUUCAGCCAGUUAUGAAUCUGAAAAUGUGGCCAGAAUCACAAAACAUCUCUGUGAUACCACCUCAUGUUAGGAAGAUGCCAGGAAGGCCUAGCAAGAAAAGAAAGAAAGAGCAAGGUGAAACCAGUAAAACUGAAAAAUUAUCCAAAAGAGGGAUUGAGAUGUCCUGCAGCACUUGUCAUAACAAGGGUCAUAAUAAAAUAAAGUGUCCUCUUGGUGCACCUGCUUAUGGCACAAGCUUUACUGAUGGACCAAGUUCAAGACCUGAUGUUGGACCAAGUUCAAGACCUCCUUUUGGACCAAGUUCUAGCCCAAGAGCAACACCUGUUGCUGCACCAACAUCAACACAAACUGUUGUCCCUACUGGCCCAAGAGCAACACCUGUUGUUGCACCAACAUCAACACAAGUUGUUGGCCCAAGAGCAACACCUAAUGCUCCAACUGGAAGAGGAAGGGAUAGACCAAAGGGUUCAACUAAAAGGUGA